This is a messenger RNA of Cricetulus griseus (Chinese hamster), 3276 nucleotides long. Lineage: Eukaryota; Metazoa; Chordata; Mammalia; Rodentia; Cricetidae. The record is from RefSeq and is a predicted model, not a curated record.
AUGCAUCAACUUUUCAGAUUGGUUUUGGGGCAAAAAGAUCUUUCAAGAGCUGGGGAUCUCUUCUCUUUAGAUGAUGCCGAGAUUGAAGACAGCCUGACGGAAGCGUUGGAGCAGAUUAAAGUCAUUAGCUCAUCUUUGGAUUACCAAACUAAUAAUAAUGACCAGGCAGUGGUUGAAAUCUGUAUCACAAGGAUCACAACAGCCAUCAGAGAGACGGAAUCCAUUGAAAAGCAUGCCAGAGCCCUGGUGGGACUGUGGGAUUCCUGCUUGGAACACAACCUGAGACCUGCAGGGAAAGACGAAGAUACUCCGCAUGCAAAAAUCGCCUCUGAUAUCAUGAGUUGCAUCUUGCAGAAUUACAACCGGACCCCUGUGAUGGUCUUAGCUGUGCCCAUUGCAGUGAAAUUCCUCCACAGAGGUAACAAGGAACUGUGUAGGAACAUGUCCAACUACCUCUCCCUGGCUGCCAUCACCAAGGCAGAUGUCCUGGCUGAUCACACCGAGGGGAUAAUAAAGAGCAUACUCCAAGGAAAUGCCAUGCUGUUGAGGGUGUUACCUGCUGUGUAUGAAAAGCAGCCUCAACCAAUCAACAGACACCUGGCAGAACUCCUGGCCUUGAUGUCUCAAUUGGAACAGACAGAACAGUACCAUCUCCUACGGCUUUUGCAUGUAGCAGCAAAGAGAAAAGAUGUGGAGGUGGUUCAGAAAUGUAUCCCUUUCCUCAUCAGGCAUUUGAAGGAAUCAACCCAUAAUGACUUCAUCCUAAACAUCCUCAUAGAAAUAGCAGGCUAUGAGCCACUGACCUUGAGCGGUUUUCUGCCAAUGCUGAAGGAGAUUGGGGAGAGAUUCCCCUACCUCACUGGACAAAUAGCUAGGAUCUUUGGUGCUGUUGGACAUGCAGAUGAAGAAAGAGCCAGGAGCUGCCUAAGAUACCUGAUAAGCCAGCUGGCUAACAUGGAGCAUUCAUUUCACCAUAUUCUGCUGCUGGAAAUUAAGAGCAUCACUGAUACCUUCUCUUCCAUCCUGGGCCCUCACAGCAGGGACAUCUUCCGAAUGAGCAACAGCUUCACCAACAUUGCCAAGCUGCUUUCCCGACAUCUGGAAAAUGGCAAGGCUGGGAAUGGUAGGAGAAAAACUAGUACUGAAGUUGGUGUUCCUGAGAAAGUGGGAGGAGCCAAGACCAAGGAGCCUGAAAGUGAAGACCAUGAAAAACUCCAAGUUAAAAUCCAAGCCUUUGAAGACAAAAUAAAUAGUGAGAGCAAUACCCCUGCUUCUGUCCGGAGAAACAGCUUAGACCAUGUCUCUAAAGAAGAACAAAGAAACAUUAGAUUUAGCAGGUCCAGGAGUUUGGCUUUGAAUACUGUGCUCACAACUGGUAUGAGAGCAGAAGAUGAGGAUGCUGAAGAAAGAGCAGGAGUACAUGCCAGCAUCUCUCUUUCAGAAAUAGACCCACUUAUCCAUGGAAUUGGCAAGUUGCCUCUCAAGAUAGAUACCCAUGGAUCACAGCUGAGAAAUUCCUCAGCCUCACAUCCAAGUAUUAUACAUAGAGAACCAGAAAAUAUGCCCAAAACUGUUAAAGAAAACAUCCAGGAAGAAAUUCCAGAGACAGCCACAAGUCCUGUUGAAUACCAAGAUAAGCUCUACUUGCAUUUAAAAGAAAACUUCAGUAAAGUGAAGGCUUAUGCCAUGGAAAUCACUAAGAAGGUCCCAGUCCCAGACCAGUGCACCAUUGAAGAAACCAUGAGAAGUUGUGUGGCAAAGCUGUUCUUUACCUGUUCCUUAAAGGGUCAUUACUGCCUGUACAGCAAGUCCAGUUUCACCCUCAUCAGCCAAGCACCCCAGCCAUGGAUCCAGAUCAUGUUUCUCUUCCAACAGAGCUUGUUUCCUGAGCCCCUGUCCAUUCAGAAUGGGUCUGUACAGUUCCUCAAAGGCCUAUGGGAGAAGACACAGGCCAGCGGGACACACAGCUUCGAAGACGCUAUGACAGAGUCCACAUUUCCACAGCAGAAGGAUCUGGACCAGGUGCAGCUCCAUCUGGAAGAAGUGAGGUUCUUUGACGUGUUUGGCUUCAGUGAAACAGCAGGGGCAUGGCAAUGCUUCAUGUGCAACAACCCUGAAAAGGCUACUGUUGUAAAUCAGGAUGGCCAGCCUCUCAUUGAAGGAAAACUUAAAGAGAAACAAGUCAGAUGGAAGUUCAUCAAGAGGUGGAAAACUCGUUAUUUUACACUGGCUGGAAACCAACUUCUGUUUCAAAAAGGAAAAUCUAAAGACGAUCCUGAUGAUUCCCCAAUAGAACUCAGCAAAGUACAGAGUGUGAAGGCUGUGGCUAAGAAACGCCGGGAUCGCUCUCUCCCUCGGGCUUUUGAAAUCUUCACAGAUAAUAAGACCUAUGUUUUCAAAGCCAAGGAUGAGAAGAAUGCAGAAGAGUGGCUGCAGUGCAUCAAUGUGGCGCUUGCCCAAGCAAAAGAGAGAGAGAGUAGAGAAGUGACCACGUAUCUAUAAAGACAUAUACACCACCCCUUAUGACCAUGAUGAUAAGCAUUGCCAAUGUCAACAGAAAGAGAAAUUCACUAUGGCAUACUGGGUUUCACUAAAUACCAGUGAAAUCAUUAUCCCUAAAAAGGAGGGCCUAAAGUGACAGGGUUCUCAGUAAAUCUCACACCCUCACAACUCUUAUAUUAACUCCAAGAUAUCUUGAAGUACAUGAGAAAGAGAAGCCAUAGAGUUUCCGUUGGAGCAUGUAGGGGGCUAGGAAGAGAAAGUGAUGAAUGAAGAAACUUCUGUAGCUAUGUGAUUUAUGACUGUAAGAAAACAGUAAGUGGGGCCAGUGAGAAGGCUCAGCAGGUAAAAUGUACUUGCUGUCAAGCCUGAUGGCCUCAGUUCUAGCCCCAUAAUUGACCUGGUGGAAGGAGAGAACCAACUUCCAGGAAUUAUCCUCUGUCAUCCACGUAACAUGGUGCAUUCAUACCCCCAGCAAAUAAAUAAAUAAAUAAAUAAAUAAAUAAAUAAAUAAAUAAAUAACUGGGAUUGUAAAAACAAAUGCCUGAAAGAUCUGCUUUGAAGAAAAACCACUACAUUUAAAACAUAUAUUUUUAAAAGCUAUUAGGAAAAGUUGAACUAAUGUAUGCUGAAGAAAACCAAUAAUUUUAAGAUGAGCAGUGGCAGCACAUGCUUUUAAUCCCAGCACUCAGGAGGCGAGAUAGGCCAAUCUCUGUCAACUUGUAACCAGCCUGGUCUACAGAGUGAGUCCCCGGACAACCAGGGCUAUACAGAAAA